Molecule: messenger RNA, 2219 nt
Organism: Centropristis striata (black sea bass)
Lineage: Eukaryota; Metazoa; Chordata; Actinopteri; Perciformes; Serranidae
Gene: nt5dc2
Product: 5'-nucleotidase domain containing 2
Exons: 14
Coding region: 84-1898 (604 amino acids)
Molecular function (GO): 5'-nucleotidase activity
Source: RefSeq, a predicted model, not a curated record
UUGUUUUCUUCUUAUAGCAAAAAACUGCCAACGUGCAGCGACAACACAUUUCCGACGGUCCUCUUUUCUUUUUGACAUUAAAAAUGUCUUUUAAAGCAGUGGGCACAGCGUUUACCCGCACACUGUUGACUAGUGGACACAGGACUCCUCCUCUGGCGGGAUCCCCCAAAGUGAACAGACUUUCCACAUCAUGCAGGGUGUCUGCAGGAGGAAAACAGGGCUCCGAAAACAUAAAAACUUGCAGCUCGAACUCGGACACAUUGAGUGAAGACGUGCCGUCCUGCAGCGAGCCUUCACACAGAUGCACCACCGGGGAGAAGAAGCGAGCCAAGGAGCCCGCGGGUGCCCCCGGUGUGACUGGUGUAAGGAGACGGUCAUUUACCUCCACCGCCGCCCCGUCGACCCUCACCAGCCACCUGUGGGCUCGAUACCAUGACGCAAAGCGGAUGGUUCACGACCUGAUCCCUCCAGGUGCGUGUCACCUCCUCAACUCCUCCACCGUCUACGCUAACAACGAGGUCGACAUGGAUGAAGUGGACAUCUAUGGCUUUGACUAUGACUACACGCUGGCUCUGUACUCGAAUGCCCUCAACUCAAUGAUCUUUGACACAGCAAAAAAGUUCCUAAUAGAACACUUUAAGUACCCUGAAGGCAUCCGCAAAUAUGAUUACAUUCCCAACUUUACAGUUCGGGGUCUACACUAUGACAUCCAAAAGGGUCUUCUGAUGAAGAUAGAUGCUUUCCAUUACAUUCAGCCAGGAACGGUGUAUCGGGGAUUGAGCCCAGUGCCGGAUGAGGAAGUCCUUCAGCUCUACGGGGGGACCUUCCAUGUCCCCCUGCAGCAGGACAGUGGCUUCUAUGGAAAGGGACCAAAGGUUAAGCAGUUCAUGGACAUCUUCUCAAUUCCUGAGAUGACUCUGUUGGCUGUGACAAAUGAUUUUUUCAUCACCAACGGCAUCGAUUACGAUCCAGUUCACCUCUUCAAAGACGUCUCGGAAGCAAUUGGCAUGGUUCACCUGAAAGGCUUCAUGUACAAAUGGGUCAUGGAAGAUCUGGAUAAGUACAUCCUGAGAGGAGACGAGACGGACGCUGUUUUACACAGAUUGGUCAGUCAUGGAAAGAAACUUUUCCUCAUCACCAACAGUCCCUUCAGCUUUGUGAAUAAAGGAAUGACGCACAUGGUGGGGAAAAACUGGAGGGACUUCUUUGAUGUUGUGAUUGUCCAGGCAGACAAACCUCACUUCUUCACUGACUGUAUCAAGCCCUUCAGACGCCUGGAUAAAAACGGAGACCUCCAGUGGGAAAAGAUAGACCGUUUGGACAAAGGACAAGUCUACAAGCAGGGAAAUCUGUUUGACUUUCUCAGACUGACAGGAUGGAGAGGUUCAAAGGUUCUCUACUUUGGAGACCAUCUUUAUAGUGACUUGGCUGACCUGAUGUUGCGACAUGGCUGGCGAACAGGAGCCAUCGUACCUGAGCUGGAGACGGAAACCAAAGUGGUGAGCUCACAGCGCUAUGCCUUGAGCCUGACCUGGCUGCAGGCUUUAACCGGCCUGAUGGAACGUAUGCAGACACAUCGGGACCCAGAGUCUAAACUGGUUCUUGAUGAAUGGCAGAAGGAGAGAGAAGAACUCAGGGUGAUGACAAAGAACGUGUUCAACCCUCAGUUUGGCAGCAUCUUCAGGACCUGUCACAACCCCACUUACUUCUCCAGACGCCUGGCUCGUUUCUCAGACAUCUACAUGGCCUCCCUCAGCUGUCUCCUGAAUUAUGACCCGUCGUACACUUUCUAUCCCCGCCGCACCCCUCUGCAGCAUGAGGCUCCUCUGUGGAUGGACCAGCUUUGUACAGGCUGCAUGAAGACGCCUUUUCUGGAGGAAAUGUCUCACAUACGAUGAGAUCUCUCUUCCUCAGUGACUAUUUUAAGACCUUUUAGGCCAUUUUCUUCCUGUUUAUUUUAUGUAGCAAUUUUUCUUUAUAGUCAAGAAGGUUCUGCACAAUUCCCUCCACAGGGCAAAACAUCCCUGUUCUACACAGUGACCUACUUCCCAAUGAAUUCACUAGAGGGCGCUGUAGAUUCACUUGCUGUUGAGAAUUCAUGCAAUUCAAGAUUGACAGACUCUGGUUACUGCCUGAACCAAAGGGACAUGGAAAUGCUGAGAAACAUUACGCUGCUACCGCACAAUUACAACAAAUAAAUGUGUAAAAACUUGACAUAA